This is a messenger RNA of Nicotiana attenuata, 555 nucleotides long. RefSeq lists its product as uncharacterized. The record is from RefSeq and is a predicted model, not a curated record. The transcript has a single exon. NCBI's taxonomy places the organism in Eukaryota, Viridiplantae, Streptophyta, Magnoliopsida, Solanales, Solanaceae. The coding region runs from base 1 to 555 and encodes 184 amino acids.
AUGGAUAUCCAAAUGCCAUAUUACCAACAAACAGAUCAUUUUGAACUAGCAAAUACCCCUUAUGAAAGUUUCUCUCAAGAUUCUACAAUCAUGAACACUACUACUACCUAUCCAAGUCAUGUUACAAUAAGUAGUGAUUAUCAGUAUUCCAAUUUAAGUCCUGAAAAUUCUUCUGGAAAUGGUGACCAUCAGUUGAGCCCUAAAACUAGUACUAUAUCAAAACCAGUGAGAAGGAGAUCAAGAGCUUCCAAGAAAACUCCUACUACUCUUGUUAAUGCCAGCAUAUCGAAUUUUCGAGCAGUUGUACAACAAUACACUGGUUGUCACACUUCUCCAAUCAAGAACCAAAGGGGUCCUAUUAACUUAAGUUUUGGACCACAAACAGAUGAUUUUCUUGAAAGUUCAAUAGGGGAGGGUUCUCAUUACUCUCAUGUCGAAGCUGCUAAUAAGGAACAAAAGCAAGAAUAUUUUCAAGAGAGUGGUUCUCCUGUAGAUUAUGGAUAUAGUAACUCUGGAAAUAGUAGAUUAAGUGUUGAAGAUUAUGGAUGUCAGUGA